This is a messenger RNA of Panicum virgatum (switchgrass), 1506 nucleotides long. RefSeq lists its product as uncharacterized. Lineage: Eukaryota; Viridiplantae; Streptophyta; Magnoliopsida; Poales; Poaceae. Bases 1 to 1506 code for a protein of 501 amino acids. The record is from RefSeq and is a predicted model, not a curated record. The transcript has a single exon.
AUGUCCUACAAAACAGUUAACGAAGUUAGAUCUCAUUUGCUUCAUAGGGGCUUUUCUGAAAGUUUUAUCCUAGGGGAAGGAGAAGAAAAAGAUUCAUUUGGGGGCAUCAGUGAAAGGGUUGACAAUGAAGGUGGAACCGGUGACCGUGAUUCUAUAAAGGAUAUGAUGGAGUCACUAAUCCGUGGUUCGAUACAUGGAGAGAUCAUGGGUACUGAAUCUGAGGAGCUGAAUGAAAGUGCCAAGACAUUCUUUAAAUUAUUAACAGAGGCAAAGAGGGAACUUUAUCCAGGUUGCAAGGAGGCUACUAAGGUAUCUUUCAUUGUCAGGCUAUUUCAGAUUAAGUGCAUGUAUGGUCUUAGUAACAAUGCAUUAGAAGCUAUUAUUGGGUUGUUCUCGCUUUUGCUCCCUGAAGGUCACUGUGUUCCUGACACUUUAGAGAAGGUGCAAAAGGUAGUCCGUGAUCUUGGCCUGGACUAUGAAAAGAUACAUGCAUGCAUCAAUGACUGUGUUUUAUUUCGGAAGGAAUAUGCUGACAUGGAUACAUGUCCAACAUGUGGUGAGUCUAGAUGGAAAACAUCUAAUUCAGAUGAGAAGGAGGGGUCAUGUAGUGAUGAUGCUGCACCAAAGAGGCGAGUCCCACAGAAAAUCUUGAGGUAUUUUCCGGUUACUCCUCGUCUGCAAAGGUUAUACAUGAGAGCGAACACAUCCGAAUAUAUGCGUUGGCAUAAGGAGGGACUGGUCGAAGAUGGAAAAAUCCGACACCCUGCAAACUCAAUGGCAUGGAAGCACGUGGAUCAACAGUUUGAGGAUUUUGCUUUGGAUCCACGUAAUGUAAGACUAGGUCUUGCAUCCGAUGGCUUUAAUCCAUUUGGGAUGCUGAAUGUGACAUACACUACAUGGCCUGUGAUCCUAAUACCCUACAAUUUGCUUUCUUGGUUGUGCUUGAAACAAUCAUUUUGGAUGAUGUCAAUGUUGAUACCAGGGCCAAAAUCUCCGGGCAAUAACAUAGAUGUAUAUCUGCAACCCCUAAUUGAUGAGCUAAAAGAUCUUUGGUUAAAAGGUGUACAAACGUGGGAUGCGAAGGUGAAGAAGAAUUUCACUCUCCGUGCAGUGCUGCUUUGGACAAUUAAUGAUUUUUCUGCUUAUGGCAUGUUAUCUGGUUGGAGCACAAAAGGCAAGUUUGCAUGUCCAUACUGCAAUAAGGAUACAGAUUAUUUAUGGUUGAAAUAUGGGUCAAAGCACUGUUACAUGGGUCAUCGCCGAUUUUUGCCAAAGGGCCACAAGUGGCGCCGGAACAAGGUUAGCUUCAACAACAAAGUCGAAAACAGAGAUCCUCCAGUCCCCUUAACUGGUGAGCAGGUGCUGCAGCAGUAUGAAAGCUUUGAGCAAGUGACAUUUGGGAAGGCCUCAAAAAAAAGAAGCAACGUGACGAAGAAACCAGAUGGCACAACUAGAGGAAGAAAAGUAUUUUCUUUGAACUGCCUUACUGGGAAACAUUGCUUGUAA